This is a messenger RNA of Saprolegnia diclina VS20, 1140 nucleotides long. RefSeq lists its product as hypothetical. Bases 35 to 1108 code for a protein of 357 amino acids. The transcript is spliced from 6 exons. Gene Ontology annotation, molecular function: zinc ion binding. NCBI's taxonomy places the organism in Eukaryota, Oomycota, Saprolegniomycetes, Saprolegniales, Saprolegniaceae. The record is from RefSeq and is a predicted model, not a curated record.
CAAGAGCCUGGCUGGGCCGUGCACUCGAGCAAGCAUGGCGUGGAUGGCGCCGAUGAAGCGAGCGGUCAUGCAGUUUGGCGAGAAGCUGCCGACGAUGCAACACCUCGAGCCCAUUCCCAACACGCGCUGCUGGAGCCUGCCCAACGGCCUUGCAUGCCACCAGCGCCACGACGGGUCGCCCACAACCACGAAGCAUGCGUGCACGUGCUGCGCGAACGACGUCGAUAUCUGGUGUCUCGACUGCAACCGCCACGUGUGCGGGCGUUGCAGCACGAACCAUCACGCCAACCACCGAUGCUUUGCACUGCAGGGUCCGCGUGGCACAGCCUUGUUGCAGACGGCGUGGUCACCAGAGUUUGUCGCCAAGGUGCAAGACGAGAUGCGAAAGACCAUUGAAGCCAUCAAGGCGCGCGCGCGAAUGAAGAACGGGGCAUUCGUCUCGCCGCCGGUGCAGACGGCCUCGGUCGUCGACUUGUCCUUCGAGUCGCCGCAAGCCACGCAUGUGCAGCCAACCGACAGCGUUCUCGAGAUCACGCAGGGAUUGCAGUCGCUGGACGCGUCCGAACAUGCUCAGAAAGACGUCCUUGGCGACGUGCUCGUGGAGAAGUACACUCGCUGGAACAAGGCGGUGGUCACGGCAAGCCAGCAGCUCCAUGUGCACGCCGCCCGCGUGGCCAGUGCGUCCGAGGACGACCUACAGCGUGUGCGAGACGAGCAUUCCGAGCUCGAGCGCGAAUAUACUGCAGCCCUUGAGGCCCGGACCAACGCAGUGGCCGAGGCGAUUGCGUACUUGCCUGUCGUCAAGCAACUCGUGCAGCCCGAGACGACUCUCGAUAUCUCUAGCAUCGUUCUCGAGCGUCAUGCGCAGUGCGCCAAGAUUGCCGAAGCCAUCGCGCCCCUGGACGCUGCGAUCACGGAGAAGGAAGAGGCCCUCGAGGCCGCGAUCGCCGCCGACGACUAUGACAGUCUCGAGUCCCAGGGCGAGGCGAUUGAAGCACUGCGCCGUCAAAAGCGCGUGCUUGAACUUGAGCUGUUUGGCCACUUUGGCGUCAUUGCCCACCACAGCCCUCACGUGCGACAACUUGUUGCAACGCUUCCGCCAUUGUGAGCCUAAUAAAUGUCCAGUUGUCUUCUGUUGCA